Rhipicephalus microplus (southern cattle tick) is the source of this 1824-nucleotide messenger RNA. Its product is annotated as diuretic hormone receptor. Gene Ontology annotation, cellular component: plasma membrane. Lineage: Eukaryota; Metazoa; Arthropoda; Arachnida; Ixodida; Ixodidae. The record is from RefSeq and is a predicted model, not a curated record. Gene Ontology annotation, molecular function: G protein-coupled peptide receptor activity; diuretic hormone receptor activity; peptide hormone binding. Gene Ontology annotation, biological process: cell surface receptor signaling pathway; adenylate cyclase-modulating G protein-coupled receptor signaling pathway.
AUGAGCACCAGCUCCAAUGUCGCCGUCAGUAAAAUGGCCGAAGGAGCAGUUACGACCGGCUAUGCUCAGACGUCGGUCGGUAACGUGUCCCCACCUGAAGCGACCAACGGGAGCGUUAGCUCCGAAACCUUGGUGCUUCCACAAGUGGAAGUCGCUGUAUCGUCAUCAGCUUCCGGGGAGGAGCUACACAGUGAUAACGCAUCAUCGUCUUCUCCCACUUGGGGUCUGCUACCACUACACAAUGACUCUUCAGUUUUUCGGCCGACACCAUCAGCCGCGGAGAUACAGUGCUACUUGUCUGACGUGAACCGAAGCGCAGAUGCGAAAGUGGAUACUGUGCUGAGUUGCCUGCCAACAUGGGACGGCCUCUCGUGCUGGCCUCGUACGCCAGCCGCUCACACAGCAUCCAUUCCAUGCUUCGCCACUCUUAAUGGAGUCCACUACGACACAACCCAAAACGCGUCACGCUUGUGCUCGAUCGCGGGCGUCUGGGCCAGCAAAUCGGAUUACUCCCAUUGCGUUCCACUCUUCGAAGUUGAAAGGCCGAUAGACGGAACUACUCUGUACUACAUCGGCUACGGUAUGUCUUUGUGUGCCCUCAGCAUCGCCUUGUGGAUCUUCCUUUACUACAAGGAGCUGCGGUGUCUGCGGAACACUAUACACGUCAACCUCAUGGUCACCUACUUCCUCAUUUCCAUCACGUGGAUGACGACAGCAACUCUGCAGUCGGUUCCUUCACCUGCAUACCAUAAGAGUGCCUGCUUCAUGUACGUGGUGCUCACAUACCUCAUGGGAACUAACUUUUUUUGGAUGUUCGUCGAGGGCCUCUACCUAUUUAUUCUGGUCGUCAAGACGUUCUCCGUGGAGAUGGUUCGUGCUCACGUCUACGCAGCCAUUGGUUGGGGAAUGCCUCUAGUAAUCGUGUCCGUGUGGGCGAUCACCAAGGCAUAUUUGAGCCCCAACCACAAUGAUCCAAACUUGUCUGGAGGGAUGUGCAUAUGGCAGCUCAAGGAUAUCUACGACCUCAUAUUCAUCGGGCCCGUCAUCCUUGUUCUGCUGACAAAUAUAUUCUUCUUGAGCCACAUCAUGUGGGUUCUGAUCACUAAGCUCCGCGCUGCAACAUCGGUGGAAUCACAGCAGUACCGGAAAGCGGCUAAGGCACUGCUCGUGUUGAUCCCUCUGCUGGGCGUAAGCUACAUUCUGGUGAUCUGGACGCCGCAGCACAAGACUGCCAGGGUCAUCUUCACCUAUCUCCAAAUAACGCUGCUUUCCACACAGGGUUUCACAGUCGCCGUGCUGUACUGCUUCCUGAAUGGCGAGGUUCGCAACUCUGUGCGUCAUCACUUGGAGCGGUGGAAAACUAUGCGGGCCCUUCGUCGCGGGAGCGACCGUUGCCGCCAGGCACUGGGCUACGGCCGUGCGCACAAGCCGCUGGCCACGCAACGCGGAAGCUGUGUCAGUUUCACCACCAGCACGACCACCUCGUGCCUGCCGUCGACGGGCAGCCGUUUCCCGUCGCAGCAGAAUAAGCGACCCAGCAACGGCUCGUACGCCCAGCUACCCUUCACCGAUAACCCUGUUUAAUAUGGCACUGAUUGAUUGCUUUUGCCGCCUUGCCGAAACUGCCCAGCUCGGCUAGGCCACUUCGACAAAACAUUGUGGAUGAUGACAGGGCCAGUCAAACAGGGAAAACAAUGCUGCUGUCGCUCAUUUUGUAAAAGAUUCACUACUUAGUGAUCUUGAAUCAUUUCUUACGAUUAGCUUUGUUGUGUUUUCGGGAGUGCUUGGAGGGGAUGGUGACAAAAAAAGUGAAAAUUAGAAGAA